Messenger RNA from Python bivittatus (Burmese python), 588 nucleotides. NCBI's taxonomy places the organism in Eukaryota, Metazoa, Chordata, Lepidosauria, Squamata, Pythonidae. The record is from RefSeq and is a predicted model, not a curated record.
UAUUAUUUUGCAGGUAUAUGGGAUAUCAUCACAUUUCUGGUGAAAACUAUUGAUUGCAUCGUUAAAUGGAAAUGGGGAAGCAUCUCUAACCAUACCUACAAAUGCAUUGACUUGAAGAACAAAGACUUGACUGAUAAGACAGAACUUCACUUGAUUGAUGCUGGGAUAGCCAUAAAUUCUGCUUACCCACUUGUCUUACGUCCAGAAAGAAAAGUGAAACUCAUUCUGUCUUUUGACUUUAGUGAAGGAGAUCCUUUUGAGACUAUCAAGAAAGCAAGUCAAUAUUGCAAGGAAAACAAGCUUUCCUUUCCUGAAAUUGGUGCCAUAAAUUGGGACAAGGAUAAAAAGAACCCAGAGGAUUGCUAUAUUGUCCAAGGCAACGGUGGUCCAACUGUCAUGCACUUUCCACUUUUCAACACAAAGAACUGUGGAGGUAAUAUAGCUGAGUGGCAGAAGAGAUAUAGUACCUUCAACAUAUCUUACGAAGAAAAAGACAUCGAAGGUCUUCUGGAAGCAGCCAAAAUAAAUGUGAGAAACAAUGUUAAAAAAAUCCGGCAAGAGUUGGAAACUGCAGCACGUUCUUAACAA